AUGAGCAUGCCAGAAGGGACCGAGCACAAUCGCGAUGCUCCGUACAAUACCUCCAACUCGAGUGCCUCGUCGGCUUCUACAACAGCGGGACAAUCCCUACGGCCGUCACGUACCUCAAGACCUGCUGGUAAGAGGGUUCUUAUAGAGGUCCAAGAUACCAGCCGCAUCUUGGAAUGCUCACAAAGCGAGAGACAGCGCCGUUUCCAGUAUCUUGUCCGACACUACUUAUCCCAGAUCCUUCAUGGCUGCAAAAGCGCUUAUUGCAAUACCCCCACGUGCCUCUCGUCGACCAAGCGCAAUGCUUCCAAGCCUCACCGCCCGCCUACGCUGCUCACGGCCAGCACCCUAGCCCAUUAUCUUGCCGGUCAAGACAACCCGAAUCGUGGCCUAUGCCCUCACGAGCUCAAGGUUGCGCCCGAAUCGUUCGAAAUUGCCGACAGUCUUGCGCAACAAGCUAGGAACAACUCGGCUGAGGAAUACGCUGUGUAUCCUUCGAUAUGGCAGUUGACACAACAGCACCGGCAACAUCGCGCGGGAAGUGGCUCUGGCAAUGAAACUUCUUUUCAAGAGCAAGAUUCGGAUACCGACUUGAUAAGCGCCCUUAGGCAGCGGCAGCAAGCUAGGAAAGACCCAAAAGCUCUUAGUCAGAACUUAUACGACAGCUUGACAAUGAUUUACUCCUAUACUACGCAGAUACCCAGUCCCGCCUCUGUUCUUGCUUCGUUCCUCACACCGGCUUCUCACAGAAACGGGCAUCAUGCAGAGCGCAUACCACAAACAAACGCUCAUUCUAGCACAGCACAAUUGAAUGCCAAGUCGGCUAUUGUUCGCCAGCAUUCACACCGAGCAUCCGCUCCUCAUGACAGUUCACAUCCAAACAACACUGCCGCUGAGGUCCUCGCUAACGGCCAGCAUGUGCACAAGAUACCUUACCAUCCCUCCAACGGCACAAUUCAAAGACGUCCUUCCACAACAUCACACUUUACUGCAGUGGAUGGCACAUCAGAUCCAGAGCUGCUAUCAAUCAAGAAAACGGCAAAGAAAAACUUCACUAUCGGGGGAGCAAGCCCACCUACUGUGCAUCAGACAAAGCCUCCUUCAGUGCCACCCAAACCCGCUUCAAAAGAUACUGUUGCCACUAGCCGAGCAGCACCUAGUGUACCCAUAGUUUCACAGUUGAGUGGCAACAUCCUCGAGGAGCUCAGAGAAGACGUCUAUCGCCAUGGGAACAGCCAUUCCACUGACUCCAAUUACGCUGUCGACUUCGAUCGUCGGCAGCGAACUCGACGUACCAAGCCACUUGUCAAUCGAUCCUUAUUCUAUACUCUGAGCGACCCAGAGAAGCUCCUUGCUUCUUUUCAUGACGCCAACCAAGACUUCAAAGACUCACCCCUACCCCAUCUUGACUCUUCGCACUUAGUGUACUCCUUUCGGGACUGGAACCAUCGCAACGGUGCGCUCAUAUUCGAUAGUCUUUGGCUCGCACUGGAGGCUCUGUUCAUCUCCCCACCCGAGCUUGACAUUCAGAAGAGUCCUCGCCUGAGGCCGUCAAGAAAGGGUGUUGCCACAGACAGUCAACCUGACCAGCCAACUGGUAUUCAAGACAGCGUGGCUGCAGGCUCGCGCUAUCUUGAUACCUGUGAAGCUGCUCAUAUUGUCAUGAUAUGCAUACAUGCACUCACCUCACUAGUACCACUUGGAUGGCCACACACGUGGGCACAAGUUCGUAAGCUACGAUCUUGGGGUGUCGUGAUGCCGGACGCGGCUCCCAAUGCUGAUUCAUACAUGGAAAUCAUCGAUGCGUUAGAGUAUGAGCCAGCAGUCCGACUCGCCCAUAGGUUACUUCGUGCUAUCGGAACGCGUACUUGCUUUGAGCAUAUACUCGGAAGCUUGCACGGCGACGUCGAUGCGGCCGGGUCCAACGCACCACUUAUGGAUGUAGUUGUACAACAUUUGGAGGUGUUGGAGGACACUAGUACGGCUGCUAAACUGAGACUGACCCAAAAUCAUGAUUUGGUCGGAGACCCGGGAUGGACUGUAACAGCCACUUUCAUGGAGUGGCUGAAAACUGUCAUCAUAAAAGGUUGGGACAGAAAGGCUGAGAUCAACAAAUGGAGCAGUGUUGGCACGGCCGUAAUGAUCCUUGAUAAGCUCCAUUCGAGGCAGCAAGCUUUAUGGUUACAUUCCAGCAUGUUCGAAAUGCCGAUACUUGAUGAGCGAAUUGACACGGUGAACGAGCCUAUCAAGUACCUUACAUGGGAGCAUCACUCCAACACUUUACACGUCUUCGAGUACCCCUGUCUCUUCUCCGCGCAACAUCUUGUGGCGUACUUUCGCACAAUCAACUUCACGGAGAUGAUGAAACAGUAUGACCACACCAUGCGUACACAACAUAUGCAAAGAUCACUAGAUAUGUUUCUGCGGGAACCUUAUUGGUGGGAGAUCAAAAGACGAACCAAGGUCACACUCAGUGAUUACUUGGUGUUGGAUGUCAGUCGAGAGGAACCACUAAAGGAUACGCUCGAUCAAUUGUGGGGCCAGGACAAGAGGAUGCUUCUUAAGCCACUCAAGGUCAAGAUGGGCCACAAGGAAGGAGAAGUCGGUCUGGACCAUGGCGGCGUAACGUACGAGUUCUUCCGUGUUGUUCUGAGUGAGGCGUUCAGGCCUGAGAACGGUAUGUUCACAAUCGAUCCACAGACGCGCAUGACUUGGUUUCAACCCCAAAGUUUGGAACCCCACUGGAAGUUUGAGCUGCUCGGCAUACUUUUCAGUCUUGCCGUUUACAACGGCAUCACUCUGCCCAUCACAUUUCCCCUGGCCUUCUAUGACUGCCUCCAAACCGUGGGCAAUCCGCGCUGCAAAUGCGUAGCUAAUUAUGACGCACUGAACUACAUCAAAGAUGGCUGGCCAAGUCUGGCUGAAGGCUUCCAGGAGCUAUUAUCCUGGCGCGAUGGCGACGUUCGAGAUAUCUUCAUGCGAGAGUAUGUAUUCAGCUACGAGGUUUUUGGCCAAAGAAUCGACCAGAACCUGAAGCACGACGCGUUGAACGCUACAAAGUGUUCAGAGCGAUCAUCAGAAGAGCCAGCUUUGGUCACAAACGAGAACCGAGAAGAAUACGUCAGGGACUACGUUCGCGCUCUGACCUACGAGUCCAUCACUCCUCAAAUUACGUCGUUCAUCAAAGGCUUCCUCACCUGCAUCAACGCGAAAAGCCUCCAACUCUUCACACCACCAACACUCCGCCACCUCAUCGAAGGCACGCAGCACAUCUCCAUCCCAGAGCUCAAGCGAUGCGCCAAGUACGAAGACGGGUACACUGCUACUCACUCCAACAUCCGCGCUUUCUGGGACGUAGUCGAGCGAUAUAGCCAGGAGGACUGUCGGCAUCUGCUCGAGUUUGUAACGGCGUCUGAUCGCGUCCCUGUAACAGGUUAUGAAAGCAUUACCUUCCAUAUUGUUAAGAUUGCAGGUGCGCCAGCUGCACUGCCGAGUAGCUCGACAUGUUUUGGAAAGUUGUACUUGCCGGAUUAUGGGGAUAAGGAGAGUUUGGAGAGGAAAUUGGGGUUGGCGAUAAGGAAUUCUAAGGGUUUCGGUAACGUGUAG
Molecule: messenger RNA, 3603 nt
Organism: Alternaria atra
Lineage: Eukaryota; Fungi; Ascomycota; Dothideomycetes; Pleosporales; Pleosporaceae
Exons: 4
Coding region: 1-3603 (1200 amino acids)
Molecular function (GO): ubiquitin-protein transferase activity
Source: RefSeq, a predicted model, not a curated record